CUAGGUCAACCCGUUGAGCGGCUCAUACUCGGCCAAAAUCGCCGUAGAGCUGCUCAGGAGAAUUGUACUACCAGCUGGCGACAACCGCGCCAGCAUUCGCUGCAGAAGAACGACGGAUAAGGCAUGGCUGCAGCAAUGAAAACCACACAAAGCAUGAAAGGCAUGCGUUACGCCGUCGCAGCGAUGGCGCUGCACGCCUGCGGCGCCUUCCAGCAGCCCCGGACAACGCGCGGCGCCGUCGCGCUGCGCGCCAAGCCGAAGGUGGUCGUGUUUGAUCUUGAUGGCUGUCUAUGGGAUCCCGAGAUGUACAUGCUGUCGUGGCGCGGCGGCGCGCCGUUUACGCCGGACGGUGACGCGAUGCUCGCGCAGUCCGGCGAACGUGUCGUGCUCCUUGGCGCGGCGAGAGACAUCCUGCGGCAGCUGCGGACGACGGACGACUGGAGCGCCACGAAGGUCGCCAUCAGCAGCCGCACGGACGAGCCCGCGUGGGCCGCCGAAUUGCUCGACAAAUUUAGAGUAGACGACAUGGUGCUCGGCUCGUGCUUCGACGCCAGGGAAAUCACGAAAGAAUCAAAAAGUUCCCACUUCCGGCGCCUCAAGGAGAAAUACGCGUGCGACUACGAAGACAUGAUGUUUUUUGACAAUGAGUACGGGAACUGCCGCGAGAUCUCCCAAUUAGGCGUCACGGUCGCGUUCUCACCAGAGGGGGUCACCGGCGACGUCUGGGCGGAGGCGCUCGCGGCCUUCCCCUCCGAAAGUAUCGUGAACGACUACUACUGAGCGGCGGCGUGGCGACGACGUCGGCGCGCCCAUUCGAGGGCACCCGGGCCGCGCGACCGCUGAAAGUCUAGCA
Molecule: messenger RNA, 853 nt
Organism: Pelagomonas calceolata
Lineage: Eukaryota; Pelagophyceae; Pelagomonadales; Pelagomonadaceae
Source: the annotation of a GenBank genome assembly